This is a messenger RNA of Amphibalanus amphitrite, 2493 nucleotides long. RefSeq lists its product as uncharacterized. The record is from RefSeq and is a predicted model, not a curated record. The transcript is spliced from 5 exons. Bases 1 to 1755 code for a protein of 584 amino acids. NCBI's taxonomy places the organism in Eukaryota, Metazoa, Arthropoda, Thecostraca, Balanomorpha, Balanidae.
AUGCUGCGGUCCCUGGUACUGGCGCUGGCUGUCGCCGCAUGCGGCCGCUCCGCGCCGGGCGCGUCCCCUCUGCUGGGGCGCGCCGGGCCGGUGUACUCCGGGUACCGCCUGGCGGACGGCGGGUACCUGUACCCGGGGUACCGGAACGGCCACGAGCCCGGUACCCAGCAGAGUCCCGGUACCGGGCAGUACCUCGGGACGGAGCAGUACCCCGGUACCGACCACACCGAGUACCGGAGCGCCGGGUACCGUCGGGGGCUCGCACCAGACCAGCACACGCCAGACAUGUACGGCCACUCGGAUGGAUACGGACCGGAGGACGGGUACGGCGCCGAGCCGUACGGCACGGAGGAGGGGUACGACGCCGAGCCGUACGGCACGGAGGACGGGUACGACGCCGAGCCGUACGGCACGGAGGACGGGUACGGCACGGAGGAGGGGCACGGCCACUCGGAGCAGUACGCCGCGGCCGCCCCGGGGGCGGCGCUGGGAGGCCUGGGCCCGUGCUCCUGCGCCCAGUUCGACGCGCUGGGUCUGGCCGCCGUGCUGACCUCUCUGGCGGCGCUGGCCGCCUUCCUGCUGGUGCAGCCGGCAGUGGCGGCCGGCCUGAGCGACUCGAGCACCGCCCGCCAGUUCAAAGGCGGCUCGCCGCUGGACCGGUGGCUGGUGGACGGCGCCAGCUCGGCGGCGUGUGGCGCUCUGGAGGCGCUGCCGGGCGCCGCGGCCGGACGGGGGCGCAGUCUGGUGUCCCCGGCCGGUGUACCGGGGGCAGCCGGCCUGAGCGGCGCCACCUGCCCCGCCGCCACCUGCUUCACCGGCACCGCCGGCAUCCUGACCGGUCUGGCGACGCUGGCUGGCCUGGGCGUGACGUCACUGACCCAGACAGCUGUGUUAGUGGCUGCCGCUGCCAGCAGCAGCAGCAGCAGCAGCAGCAGCAGUGGCAGCGGCAGCGGCAGCAGCGGCAGCAGCAGCAGCAGCAGCAGCAGCAGCAGCAGCGGCAGCAGCAGCAGCAGCAGCAGCAGCAGCAGCAGUAGCAGCAGCAGCAGCGGCGGGAGCAGCUCCUCCACAACCACUAGCACCACGAGUGGAACGAGCGGCAGCGGCAGCAGCAAUACAACGACGGGAGGAGGGUCCACUGGCGGAGGUUCAACCACAACAACGACCACGACCACCACGGGAGGAACGACCACGGGAGGAACGACCACGGGAGGAACGAUCACGGGAGGAACAACGACGGGAGGAACGACCACGGGAGGAACAACCACGGGAGGAACGACCACGGGAGGAACGACCACGGGAGGAACGACCACGGGAGAAACGACCACGGGAGAAACGACCACGGGAGGAACAACCACGGGAGGAACGACCACGGGAGGAACAACGACGGGAGGAACGACUACGGGAGGAACGACCACGGGAGGAACGACCACUGCAGAAGGGACGACCACGGGAGGGACCACGACAGACACUAUAAGAGCCAGCAGUCGCGCGGCGGGCGCGGGCGGCUGGAGGCCGGCGCCGCAGCUGACCGCCUCCGGCAGGCCGUGCGUCGCGCGGCGUCUCUGCGAGCUGGCGGCAGCCGCGCACUCGGCGAGCCCGCAGUACGGCGCACUGGUCUCUCUGGCCAGCGGACCUGUCUCGUGGCUGCUGUUGCGGGACGACGUUGGCCGGGCGGCGGCUGACCUCUGCCGGGCCACGGCGGCGGCGGCCCGCGGCGGCCACUGCCGGCGGCUACAACCCGACUGCGGCCACUAGGGGCGGGCCGACACCGACUGCGGCGGACUGGACCCCGACUGCGGCGACUGGACCCCGACUGCGGCGACUGGACCCCGACUGCGGCGGACUGGACCCCGACUGCGGCGGACUGGACCCCGACUGCGGCGGACUGGACCCCGACUGCGGCGGACUGGACCCCGACUGCGGCGGACUGGACCCCGACUGCGGCGGACUGGACCCCGACUGCGGCGGCUGGACCCCGACUGCGGCGGCUGGACCCCGACUGCGGCCGCUAGGGGCGCGCCGACACCGACUGCGGCGGCUGCGGGCGGCUUGUAAGCCGACUGCGGGCGGCUCUACUAACAGCCAAACAAGGCUAUGGACCUUGUGUCACUGCAUAUGCAGCAAUUAGUCACCCAUUGGAGACCUCGUGCAUUGUGCAGCGUCACAUUUGGUGUCAUCACCGUUCAUGUGUUACUUUAAUUCUUAAUUAUUAUUAUUUCUUGUUUUGUACAGUUAUUAGCCGUUUUCACGACGGGCUAUCCGGCGAAUGCACCUAAUUUGACCAAAUCUGCACCUAAUCUCUUUUACAGCAAAUAUCUUCAUUUUAUUAAUUUAUUUCAGUGUUUUAAGUGAAAACGGCUAGUGUUCACGUUAGGGUUUCUGAAGAUCGUUAUGUUAUAACUUAUGUGCAUUUAUUGCUAUUGCAUGUUGCAGCUUGAUUUGUUCCCUUGUUAUUGCGACAUCAAAAUGUUUCAAUACAGUCAUCAGAUAUUA